AACACCCACUAAAUUUCUUUUGGUGACAAAAAGGCGAACUUUCAUUUUAGAGUAAUAAAUACUCUCUGUCCCAAUUUGACUCGCAUGUUACUUCGGGGUAGUAUUUAUGACAUUUUACUGUAGUUUUUAACUCAAUUUAUUUGAAAACUGGGUUUUUUUAAUCAAUAAUUAUAUACUGUUUCCCUUGUUCAACACUCGUGCCAACAUGUUUCAAGGAUCUUCUUUUCUUCGUCGACUAAUUAACCAUUCAUCCCCGCUAGCUCAGCUUGGAGGUAGACGAACCCUUGUCUCUCAUGCCACAUCUUCUUUACGCCUAGCCGUUGAUCCUUACAGUGGAGAUGAAGAGUGUGCGGAUAUUGAUUGGGACAACAUCGGGUUCGGUCCGAGGCCAACGGAUUACAUGUACGUCACGAAGACGGGCAAAGACGGGAGAUUUGGGGAAGGAGAAGAAAUGAAACUGAGUCGUUUCGGAGGCAUAGAACUGACGCCGUUGGCUGGGGUGUUGAAUUACGGGCAGGGAUUGUUCGAAGGGGUGAAGGCGUACAGGAGAGAGUACGGGGGCGUGUUCGUUUUCAGACCGGCGGAGAACGGGCGGAGGAUGCAGAUGGGGGCGGACAGGAUGUGCAUGCCCGCCCCCUCCCUCUCUCACUUUGUCCGAGCGGUCAAACAAACUGCUCUCGCUAACAAACGUUGGAUUCCUCCGGCGGGAAAAGGGUCUCUAUACGUUAGGCCGCUGCUGCUGGGAAGUGGUCCGGUGUUAGGGGUUGCUCCGGCGCAGGAAUACACCUUCAUUGUCUUUGCGUGUCCCGUAGCUAACUAUUUCAAGGAGGGGUCUUCAUCAUUGAAUUUAUACAUUGAAGAUGAGUUUCACCGCGCUACUCGUGGCGGCGCUGGAGGUGUCAAGAGUGUCACCAAUUAUGCUCCGGUUUUGAAGCCCAUAAUGAGAGCAAAAGAGAAAGGAUUCUCAGAGGUGCUAUACCUGGACUCAGUCCACAAACGCUAUAUCGAGGAGGCCUCCUCCAGUAACAUAUUCAUCGUCAAGGGGAAAGUAGUUUCAACUCCCCCUGCAAAUGGAACCAUCCUUGAAGGUGUCACUAGGAAAAGCAUUAUGGACCUUGCACGUGAUCAAGGAUUUCAAGUGGAAGAGAGGCCGAUACACGUGGAUGAACUAAAAGAGGCAGAAGAAGUAUUUUGUACAGGGACUGCAGUUGGUGUUUGUAGGGUGGGAAGCAUCACCUACAAAGGCAACAGGAUUGAGUACAAGAUCGGGUCUGAAAAUGUUGUGCAUAAAUUGUCGUCGGGUCUGGCGGGGAUUCAGAGUGGCACCAUUGAGGACAAGAGAGGAUGGGUUGAAGAGAUUGGACAAUAAUUCAUUUCAUCCUCCAUAUAUUGAAUUUAUUAUUUGUUAUUAUUUACUCCUAAUGAAUGCUCAUACUAUAAUAUAUAUACUCCGUAUAAAGGACAUUUGUUAUG
Messenger RNA from Cuscuta campestris, 1473 nucleotides. Lineage: Eukaryota; Viridiplantae; Streptophyta; Magnoliopsida; Solanales; Convolvulaceae. The record is from the annotation of a GenBank genome assembly.